AUGGCGUCGAGCACGCCUGGGUUUGGAGCGGCUACAAUUUCAACGCAGCAGGGCGUGAACGUUAAGGAUGGAGAUGAACUGAAGGAGAUUCAAACCAACGAAUUGGGGUUUGCAGCGCUCAAUGGCGAAGCAAAAGUCCGACUGCUUCCUACACCAUGGCCGUCUGAUAAUUUACCUCCUCCAUCCUCUUCGCUUCUCGCAAUCGCGUCGGUCAAAGGGCUCCUGGCUGCUGCCGGACCGGAUGCUCUAUACAUCACUGCCACAUCCAAGGUCAGAGACGGCUUUCGUUCGCCAGCACCGUCAAGCGACGAGACCAUCCGACCGUUCACGCCGGAGCUAAAGAUCGCCGUCCCAAGAGUUUCUCAUGUUGUAUUCUCAGCGGAUGAGAGUGUUUUGGUCGUUGCCACAGAGAAAGGAGGCGAGAUACUUGCAUACCAGGUCAAUCAAAUCCAACAAGGCCAAUCGGAGCCGGCUGCCCGGAUAUCAACGAACGGGCAGAGUCUGCGAGCGUUGGUCCCAAACCCAGUUCCGGAGUCGGCUCAUCUUUUUGCCCUCAUUACUAGCAAUGGUGAUCUAAUGAUGCUUGAUUUAAAGUCUGGAAGUAUGGUGUCUGGAAGCAACGGUGCCGUGUUCAAAAGUGGAGCAAGCUGCCUUUCAUGGAGCAACAGAGGCAAGCAACUGGUUGCUGGCUUGGCCGACGGGACCGCAAUCCAGGUCCGACCUGAUGGCGCGCUUUUUGCGGAAAUUCCCAAGUCGACUUCUGUCCCGGCUGGAAUGCAUGUCUCUGGGAUCUCAUGGCUCGAGAACGAUACCUUCUUCAUCAUCUACACGCCAAAUGAUACCAGUGAUGGAAUCCCGCCUUCUGAGUAUUACAUUGUCAAUCGGGAGCCCAAAACGACCAAUUACACAUUUCAGAAAUUGCCAGAGGUUCUGCCACCAUUUGGUGUAGAACGACUACCAUCCUCACACUUCAUUUCGAGACUCAGGAAUUUCCCUCCACAUCUGCAAGACCUCUUGAUUGUCAGCGCCACGACUUCAACGGAUGUUGGCCUUAUCUCUAAAACGGAUAAGCCGCUGUCGCAGGAAGAGCCGGUAACUUCAGCUUUCACGUUCACCACAAUCGAGGACGACACAAGACGCGCACAACUUCCGCUAUCGUCGGAUAUGCAAGAUACUUCUCCCAUUGGCAUGGCACUGGAUCUCUCAAGUCAGGAGAAAGUGCCAAAUCCCAUCCCAGCAGAUGCGGAGAUCUUGGAGACUGCAGGGCCGGUGCCCGGCCUCGUGAUAUUGAACAACGAAGGGAUUUUGGUGGCGUGGUGGGUUAUCUACAAUGAUUCGGUUCGUGAGAAGACGACCUUCCCGGGCCUCGCCGCUGUACAGGAUACGACGAAACCUGCUGCACCUGUGUCUCAGUCAGCUUCACCAUCCCCUGCGCUCUCGAAUAAUGCGUUUGGCCAGAAUAGCAACCCCAGCCCGUUCGCAAAGCCUGCGAUGUCCGGGUUCGGCGUCCCAGGUGCGCCGGCGUUCGGUACUUCCUCGCCUAUAGGUGCUAGCAAGCCAUCCUGGGCCACUUCUGGCUUCGGGUCAGCUGCCAAUCCAGCGACGAACGGCCCGGCGUUCGGUUCGGCCAGUACCAUUGGCGGUGGCUCAACAACGCCUGCAUUUGGCUCAGCAAGUGCUCUCGGAAGUCGGCCUACACCAUUUGGACAGAGCUCCGCGCCAGGCUCACAGCCUGCCUUUGGGCAACCAUCUGCAUUCGGGGCUAGUUCGACGACUAGUCCGUUUGCGAGUGCAGCAACUAAACCCGGCGACUCAGGCUUCGCUUCAUUCUCCAAAUCGGGUGGAUUCUCUUCCUUUGCGGGCAACAAGCCAGACCAGCCCCCUCAGAGUCCCUUUGCUGCUGCUGCCUCGAAACCUAGUGUUUUUGGACAGUCCUCGAGUGGCAAGAUGGACCAGCCUGCGCAGAGUCCCUUUGCUGCUGCUGCUGCCUCCGUACCGAGUGUUUUUGGACAGUCUUCGAGCGGAAAGACGGACCAACCCGCUCAGAGUCCCUUUGCUGCUGCCUCUGGACCUAAUGUGUUCGGACAGUCCUCAGCCAGCACUUUCGGCAAAGCGCAGCCCACUACUUCUCCCUUUGCGUCUGCAAAACCAGCCGAUGGGAAGAACAUCUUCGGCAAUACUGGGUCGUUCAAGCUACAGUCGUCCUUCCAGGGCGAUGGCAGCGCCAAAGACGACCUGAAAGCACCGAAAGAAUCUGGCGGGUUUGGGUUUGGAGGAUCUCUUGACGACAUGUUGAAAGGUCCUCAAAGUACGUUGUCAGCUACACAUGACAAGGAAGCGGAGAUGGAUGAGGAGGGUGAAGCCAGCGAAGCCGAUUCAGAUAAAACUCAAGAUGCCCGUCAAACAGAACCUGCGCCACAGAGUGCGCCGAAAGUUCCUCAAACACUGGUCACUCCUCCUUCUACUUUAACUCAAUCCAAAACCACUCCCGCACCACCUGUCUCGAGCUUGUUUGGCCGGGCUUCCACCACUCCACAACCUCAGACAACCACUCCCGGCUGGUCAUUUGGCGGUAUGGCUUCCACCACACCCAAAGAAACUCCCGAUCCUUCCCACAUGACUCUAUUUGGUACCCGAACAGCCAAGGAUGAAACACCUGCGGCGGUGCAGAAGAGCGAGCCUGUCAGCACAUUUGGAGCUCUGUCCGAGACGCCCAAGAUCAAGGAAGAACCGCCGAGUGACAACGAGUCUGUCAAUUUGAAAAAUAUCCCCGAGGCUCCUUUACCCCCCGAUCCUGUGAGCAAACCGGGCUACACCACCGCCGAUACUCCUGCAUCCUCCACUUUAUCCAAAUCUCCUCCGGAUGAUGCACCUUUACCUCCCGACUUCGUUCCAUCUCGUAGUGCAGGCCAUGAUGAACAGCCAGUACAACAGCUUCCAAGUGAUGACGAAGGUGAACACGAGGAGGAGGGAGAAGAGGAUGAGGUGGAUGAUUUUAGCUCAGACGUGGAAGAGAGCGGUGACGAAAUCACCGAGGAUGACCAUCAAGAAGAAGAUGUUACAGAAGAGCAACACGAAGAGCUUCAGACUUCCCCUGAGUCUUCCUUCAAGAGCGGCAAAGUGACAACGGAGACGAGCCCAACAGGCGGACUUUUCACCAAGGUAUCAUCUAGGGGAAUAUCACAAAAACCAUCACGACCGCUAUUCGGCGAGGUUGGCGCUGGGCCCGUAUUUGCUCCUCCAAAACCCCACGAAAGCCCGCGAUCGCCGAGUCCAGUGAGAAACAUUCCUGCAGAGCGGCUGCGACUUGAGCCUUCCCGAUCCGUCAGUGCGCCGGCCCAUCCCCAGUCGAUCAUUGAUCAAAGAAAAGCAGAAUAUCAGAAGUCCUCGCUGGCCGUCGAGGCUGCAAAGGCAAGGACAGAAGAAGUCGCCAAAGAACAAGCUCGACGUGAAGGCAUUGCUCGGCAAAAAGCACAGGCUGAAGCGGAGCAACUUGAACCACUAGAAGACGACGAAGAUGAGCUUCUUCGCCAGGAACUGGAACGCCCCGUCUCACCUAACCAGUCGCUUGGCGACUUUGUCACCUACCAACCUAAGCCGGCAGAGGAUAUCCGGAAAAGCGGUAUACCGGCUCAAAUCGAAAGAUUGUACUCGGACAUCAACUCUAUGGUGUAUACUCUGGGCAUCAAUGCCCGCUCUUUGUCUGCAUUUAUGCUUUAUCAGCAACCGGAAGCAACUAAUGAGUCGUGGCCAUCUGUGCUCAAAUCAGAUACACCAAUGGAUGCUCUCAAUGACGAAUGGUUUUUGAACGACAUUUCGAGGUUGCACGAAGGACAAGCCGUUCUCUCUGAACUGCUUACUGAGAACAACAUUGAAGACUAUGCUGAGAAAAUCCAGCAAUGUCAGACUCUUUUGGGCCACGAUCUAUUCGAGCUCAGGACGAAGCUGACGGCCCUUCGCAAAACCAUACAUGCUUUGACGUCCAAUGACACCGCGGUAGCAGCUCCUCUGUCUGCGGAACAGUCAUCGAUUCAGCAUGACCUUCGCAAAGCCUUUAAUUCGGUCCAGACUAAGCUCGUGGAGAUGGAAGAUGCGAUCACGAUUCUACGGGCGAAAAUCACACAGAAUGUACCAGCAGACAAGUCAGGUCGGCGGUCCAGCGUUCUUAGCAGGACGUCCUCGCAGAAAAAGCCAACCGUGGAAGCGGUGACCAAGACGGUGAACAAAAUGUUGUCGAUGGCAGAGCAAAAGAGCGCCGAUGUCGACGUCCUAGAGGCGCAACUCAAGCGGCUGGACCUCUCAAUGGCAUCUUCGAUGUUGAGCGAUGGCAAUGGCUCGAAUGGGCAGCCGGCUGUGGCGACACCACAACGGUCCGCAAACUCGACCAACGGGGCAACUCCAGGAAGUACUAGAAGUAUUUAUCAUACGCCAGACUCCAAGUUUGGCAGCAGUACGAGGUCGCGGGCAAGUCUCCGUGUCAGCCAGAAUGGCGGCCUGGCUCUGUUAUCGGCGGAAGACAAGGAGCGGUGGCAGGCACAGGCACGUCGUCGAAAAGAAGCCGCAAGUGUAUUGAAGGAUGUAUUGAGGGAGAAACGCAAGAAAGGAGCCAACAAGAAAUGA
Exophiala dermatitidis NIH/UT8656 is the source of this 4620-nucleotide messenger RNA. RefSeq lists its product as uncharacterized. Bases 1 to 4620 code for a protein of 1539 amino acids. The record is from RefSeq and is a predicted model, not a curated record. Gene Ontology annotation, molecular function: structural constituent of nuclear pore; protein binding. Gene Ontology annotation, biological process: RNA export from nucleus; protein import into nucleus. Gene Ontology annotation, cellular component: nuclear pore. The transcript has a single exon. NCBI's taxonomy places the organism in Eukaryota, Fungi, Ascomycota, Eurotiomycetes, Chaetothyriales, Herpotrichiellaceae.